GUGAUGACGUCCAUGACACUGUUUGCUGUCAUUCUGACAGUGGGGCUCUCACUGAUAUUUAUCUGGGUGUGCAGGGGAGACAAGAGAUAUGGGCCUUCCCCGCGACCAAACAGCCCACAAACAAACCAGAGCAAUCACACAGAGAUCCCAAUGAGUGACUAUGAGGAGUUUAAGCUGACCUCCUGUGACCCUCCUCCCUACGAGACGCCAGAUCUCACCCUUGUCUCCCCCGACAACGGCGACUCGAUCGCUCCAUUACCCAUGAGCCUCUCGGAUGACUACACAUACAUCACUGCUGUGCCGACUUCCUCUGAGGAGGAGCCCAUAUACACCUCAGCUGAUCCACCACCAAGCCCAGGCCACGACUCUGUCUGCGACGCAGACGCGGUUUACUCUAAAGCCGACAAACCUUCGGACUCUGUGUCCACAUCGUCCUCUCUCCACCCGUUGAAUCCGUUGGGCUCCCCUGAGGAUUGCGUUUACUCAACUGCCGAAUUACCCACAAUCCUCUCGGGCGACGAAAACGGGUGUUCCGUUACUGCGGUGCCCCAUGACCUUCAGGAUGACACCUACCACCUUGCUGACAUACCUAAGAGUCCCUCUGGCGAGACCGCUCAACACCAGCCCCAAACAGGUGUGCCAAAUUUGGUCUCUGGGGAUAACGCUUAUUCACUGGCGGAAUUACCCAGAGACCUUUGCGAUGACUCCACGUACUCGCUUGCACACUUACCCAGAAGCAGCUCUGCCGAGAUUAUACACUCAAACUCUACCGAUGAGCCGGUAUACUCAAACAGCGACGACUCAGCCACAGACCCACAAGAUGACUCCACAUAUUCCACCACAGAGUCCCCCAUAAUCUCCCACAGCCCAAUAUAUUCGGUCUUGGAAUCACCCACAAUCCCGUUAAGUGACCCUCCCAGUUCUAACCCUGACGCAUCUCUAAACUCUCAAGAUCUACCAUACCCGGCCGCAGAAUUACCCACAAACCCGUCUGAUGAUCCCGUUUACGCUGAAACCUCGGACACCGCUCUUGACCCCAACUGCAGGGCAGAGCACUUACCCAUAAAUCCUCUCUGAUGACCCCAUCUGCAUAGGUGCUCAGUAGACAACUCUGAGGAUUCCACUCCACAUCCCUCCACAUCACCUCUCAUAUAGGUCCUAAUUGACCCUUCCAAAACUGCCACAGGUCAAUUGUGGCUUACCAACCCGUAUCUAGGCAA
Sardina pilchardus (European sardine) is the source of this 1220-nucleotide messenger RNA. RefSeq lists its product as uncharacterized. The coding region runs from base 4 to 1077 and encodes 357 amino acids. The transcript is spliced from 3 exons. The record is from RefSeq and is a predicted model, not a curated record. Lineage: Eukaryota; Metazoa; Chordata; Actinopteri; Clupeiformes; Clupeidae.